CCUCUCACAAGUUGAUUGAAACAAGUAACGAUGCGGAAUGGCGAAUGUGAUGGAAUACAGACUUCUAGUGGCUUCUUUGGUUGUUUGUUGGUCUCUUUCAGCCUCAUCUUGUCCACCUGAUUGGUAUGGAUUUGGCAACUCUUGUUAUAAGUUUGUGGUGAGAACCUUGCAAGUGAAAGGCCUCAACUGGGAAAAUGCCCGGAGAGCCUGCCUUGAUUAUGGGGGAGACCUUGCCAGUGUGGGAAAUAAAUCAGAAAUGGACUUCAUAUAUAGUAAAUCUUCCAAGAAUUGGAGAGAACAUUACUGGAUUGGGCUGACUGAUGAGCGCAAUGAAAGCCAGUUUGUUUGGAGUGAUGGAACACCUUUCAAAAGUUCUGUUUAUAAUAACUGGAAGAGUGGUGAACCUAAUGACCCAGAUGGAGCACAAGAUUGCGUCGAGCUGUAUCUCCGUCAUUGGAAUGAUGACAGUUGUAAAAACCAGUAUAGUUAUAUCUGUGAAAGGCCUAAAGGAGUCCCUAUGCCAACCUCAAAUACAUCAUCACCAGCCAUUUCUACCCCCAUUUCCUGUCCUAUUGGUUGGGAAUAUUAUGGGUCAUCCUGCUACAAGUUCAGCUCACUAAGGAAGAAGUGGACUGAUGCUGCAAAAGACUGCCGAGCAUUAGGUGGACACUUGGUAAAAAUAGAUGAUAGCGACGAACAGCAUUUCAUAUCAUUCAAGCAAAGCAAGAGUCACAGAACAAGAUGGAUUGGAUUAAAUGAUCUUGCAGUUGAGGGAAGUUUCAGAUGGGAAGCUGAUAAAACACUGGUAAACUACACAUAUUGGGCAACAAAUGAACCAAAUAAUUUUGCAGGUUCAGAGGAUUGCGUUGUAGUUUGGGCUUUUUCUUCAGGAGGAAAAUGGAAUGAUGACUAUUGUGACUCAGAAAACUACUACAUCUGUGAGAAACCUGGUGGUCAAAACCUAUGUCCAUUAAAUUGGAGAGGCUUUGGAGACUACUGUUAUCAGUUCAAUGUUCAUGGGGCCCAGUCUAAGAAUUUUGUUGAUGCUGAUAAAGCCUGCAGGUCACAUAACAGCGGGACUGAAUUGGUUAGCAUUAACCAGGGAGCUGAGCAGGAUUUUCUCUUGAAGUCUCUUAAAGACAUGAGAAUUUCUAAAAUUUGGAUUGGACUUAAUGAUCGUAAAGUGGAGGGGAAAUAUGUGUGGACAGACAAGUCCCCUCGCACCUAUACAAACUGGGCACCAAUGCAGCCAGCCAAUGGUUUUCUUGGAAGUUUGUUUGAUUGUGCUUCAAUGGAUGCCGAUUCUCAGAAUGGCACCUGGAGCAUGUCAAUGUGUCAUCAUAAGUUGGGCUAUGUCUGUAAGAGAAAAAAUGGCAUAAAUCAGUGUGAUUCACCAUUUGGAAUGGAGGAUGGGAGCAUUGCUGAUAACCAAAUAUCCAGCUCCAGCAAUUAUAACUUUUCCUCUCGAGCUAGUCAGGCCCGUAUUCGUUUGGAAAGUGGUAACUUAACUACUGGAGCUUGGUGCGCUGCACAAAGCAAAGUGGGUGAAUAUAUACAAAUUGAUUUGGGAGUUGUGCGUCAAGUAAAACACAUUGCUCUUCAAGGAAGGCCAGGAUCUUCAGACUAUGUGAAAACGUUUUAUCUCAGAUAUGGAGACAAUGGCCUGGAUUUUAAUAACUAUGGUGAAAACGCCACAGUCAAAUAUAAGACGUUAGGUGGAAAUAUCCAUAAUGCCGCGUCCAUCAGCAACAUUGCCCUUACUGAGCCCAUCUUUGCCAGAUUUAUCAGAAUUUACCCUCUUUCGUGGAACUCUCGUAUCUGCCUGAGAACUGAGAUUUACGGCUGUUCAUCACAGGCCUCUUCCAAGAAGUGCGGGGUUGGCUGGGAGACUGGACCUGAUGAAACUUGCUACCAGAUUAACUCAAAUCAGUGGAAACUGUGGGCAGAUGCACGUGCAUCUUGCCUGAGCAGAGGCGGUGAUCUAGUCAGUAUAGUCACUAUGAAGGAGAAGAAGUGGUUGAACAAUCGAUUACAAGCCGUCAGCGGAUGGGCUUACUCAUUUUGGCUGGGACUGAAUGAUAGAGAUUCUCCCAAGCACUUUUACUGGAGUGAUAGAAGUCCUUACAGACUGACCGCAUGGGAUGCUGGUUACCCCACGAACACGCCAAAAACUCCAAAAGCUUGCGUUGAGAUUGAUACAGUCAGAGGGGCUUGGAGAGAUGUUAGCUGUGGAGAAUAUCGACCAUUUAUUUGCAAAAGGAAAAUGGCAAAUGGAGUGAAGACUCCGGUGACAGGAAACUGGAUCAGUGGGACAGAUUACUAUUGGCCACUCGAUAAAAUUGUCAAAGGAAAGUCGGUUUUUGGAACAGUCCCAGCUGCUGUUCACGGCGAAGUGAAACCAUCCAACUCGUCUCAAAAUAGACGCAGCGUCGUAUACUUUAGGGGCUAUCAGGCGUACUUAGAUGUAGGCCAGUUUCAAGAUCCCUGCAUGUCCAACCUGGAUAAGUGCGAGAAUGGCAUCACUGUAUCAUUUGUUAUACAGUUUGAGGAUGAUGCAAAGACCUGGAUGACAAAUACUUUCAUUGUGUACACAGUCGGGGAUGUUUUGCAGAGGGGUCGAGGAUUUGCAGUUUAUUACGUCAAAGGUCAAUUGCACACGGCCGUUAACACUCGGCAAAAGAGGUGGCAUGUACAGAAACCUUUACAAACCGGCACAAAUGAAUGGCACCAUGUUAUGUUUACCUGGCAACUUGAAAAGGGUAUUGUUCUCUACAUAAAUGGGAAGAAAAGCUCUUCUUUGUACUAUGGGAAUCCUUCCUCGCACUCCAAAAGUAGUGGUUCGUUUAUUGUGGGAAGCCAGUCCACUCGACAGUUAGCUGGUGGUUUUCGGAUGCGUUCAUUGGCAGUUUGGAGAAGGCCGUUGACGUCUCAAGAAGUAAAUCGUAUUUAUCUGGCCGAAUUUGGAUCCUGCAAGGUUGGUUGGAAAGACUUUGGGCAGUACUGUUACCAGUUCAAUUUGGACAAGAAAACGUGGGCUUCUGCACAAAUAUCCUGUGUGAACCAGCAAGCAGAACUGGUCAGCAUUCACUCUCCAGUCGAGCAGGCCCAUAUAUCUCUGGAGACAGGACCUCACGGAGUAGACUCACCAGCGUGGAUUGGGCUGCAUGAUCAGAUAGUGGAAAGUGAGUUCCAGUGGUCUGAUGGGUCAGCGGUUCAAUUCACUUACUGGGAUGGUUGGCAACCAGAUAACUGGCGAGACUCAGAAGAUUGUGCCAAUGUCAGAAAUAUCAACGAUGGCCGAUGGAAUGAUCAGAGCUGUUAUAACAGUUUGCCAUACAUCUGUAAAAAACCAAAAGAGUAUAUCCGAUCUGAUGGAAUCAUUACAACACCGACUCCCAAGAAGCUUUUCGUUUGUGAAAGUACAUCUGCAGUUCUUAGUUGCCCAGUAUCUACAGUUUUGACAAUCAAAUCUGCCAUAUGGGGACGCACUAAUACGACCAGAUGUUUUCAAGUCAGCGUUCAAGCCUGCAAGCUGGAUGUUACCGCAAAGUUAAAUGAUAAAUGCGGAGGCAAAAACCACUGUUCGUUAAAAGCCACCAAUUUAGCUUUUGAUUCCGACCCGUGUGGUGGAGGAAUUGCCAAGUAUUUAGAAAUUGACUACGUGUGCCGGAAAGGUCCUGAGAAGUCUCCGCUCUGUCAAGAUGGUUGGCACCUCAGCCCUGAUGGCUCUCGCUGCAUCGGUGUGAUCUUUGAUCGCAAAACUUGGCAGGAUGCUAGAUGGACGUGUAAAACUUAUGGAGGUGACCUAGCCAGUUUCCACAGCAGCAUAGAGAAUGUCUUGGUGACUUCCCUGUUGGUGAGCUCCUGGGACAUUGAGGAGGUUGGAGGGUUAUGGACGGGUCUCACAGAUGCUGAUCAGAAAGGCGUGUACAAUUGGUCUGAUGGGUCAAAAGUAGACUACACCAGCUGGCUCAACACUCAACCAGACGAGAGGACUUUGGAGGGAAGUUGUGUUCAAGCCACUUUGCAGGCCGGUCGUUUGAGCUGGUUGUUCUGGCAGGACGUGGACUGUAAUAGCACGCUUUAUUUUGCUUGUGCAAAGCCUCCAAUCCUCAACUAUUUGUGUCCAUCUGGAUGGAUGACAAAUGGAUCAUUCUGUUACAAGUUGAUGUCGCAGAGCAAAACGUGGACUGAUGCCAGAGACACCUGUAGAUCAUUCGCCGCAAACUCAGAUUUGGUGAGCGUUCACAGUACGGCGGAGAAUGAAAUUGUGGCCAGUCUGUUCAAUGGUUCACUUUAUGCAGCUUGGAUUGGACUGAGUGAUCGUGGUGUGUUAUAUGGUUAUGCUUGGAGCGACAAAACGCCCGUGCAGUUCACAAAAUGGAACGUUCAGCAGCCUGACAGUCACCAAGGACAGCAGCCCUGUGUGGAGAUGUAUUCUACAGGAGAAUGGGGGGACACUGGAUGCUACUCUGUAAAGCAAUUCAUCUGCAAGAUGCCACGAUCGGAUAAUAAGCCGUCAGCGAAAGUCACUCCAACCACACCUGUUAACCAAACUUCAGGCAUUUGCCCUGAGAAUUGGACUUUGUGGAAUACAAUGUGUUACUAUUUUGCAAAUGAGUCCCAGUCAAGCUUAGUCACGUGGCGUGUCGCUCGGCAGGCGUGUCAAAAGGAAGUUGGAGGAGACCUUGUUAGUAUUUUAAAUGCUGCGGAGAAUAACUUUAUAAAAUCUCAAAUCUCAGGGCAUAGUAGUAAUUCCCUUUGGAUUGGACUCAACGAUCUUGGAACAGAAAGCAGCUACCAGUGGAGCGACGGGUCGCCAGUAGUCUACAGAAACUAUGGAUGGAAGGAACCGAAUGAUUAUUACGGUCAGGAAGACUGUAUGGAAAUCAACAAGGCUGGUUAUUGGAACGACCAUCAUUGCAGUGUCCUGCGGCCGUACAUCUGCAAAAAGGCUAAUAAUUCCAGAAUACCAGUUCUGCCUACGUUCCCCACACAACAACCGCGUCCUGAACCAACUCAUGGCAGAUGUAAGGACGGCUGGGUAAACUAUGACAAGCGCUGCUACCGCAUUGUGUCAGAUCCUCAGCUGUCUUGGGAGAACGCAAGGGAUGCAUGUCGAAACGGACUGAAUAUGAACGGAGACCUUGUUACUGUGAAUGAUCAAUACGAACAGGCAUUUUUGACAACUAUGCUGUUGGGAAAGAACGAUAAUUUUUGGAUUGGCUUUAAUGACAAGCACGUGGAAGGCAGUUUCUUUUGGACAGAUAAUAGUCCUCGUAAAUUUACUAACUGGAAUGCCAAUGAACCAACGGGCUACGGCUGGAACAAGGAUUGCGUCGACAUGACCCCCGCUGGAGAGGCGGGGCGAUGGGGAACUGCGCAGUGCGAUCAGAUAAAAGGGUUCAUUUGUGAAACAGGAGCUGAUCAAAUCUCAACGACUGUUACACCCAAUCACAUGACUUGUCCUCCAGGGCAUGUUCCCUUUGGUGACGACUGCUUUUAUGUGUCUUACGUCCGGCUGAGCUGGAAGGAAGCACUUCGGUUCUGCCGCAGAAAUGAUAGCGAUUUGAUGAGCGUGCACAGUUCAUUUGAACAGGCGUUUGUUGUGAUGAAUUUAAAGAAUUACCGAGGAGGCUUUUGGCUUGGUCUCUCUCGUGAAGCUAAUUCUCAAGACUUCGAGUGGAGUGAACAUUCAUUGAAAAGCUAUACGAACUGGGCUGCGAAGCAACCAGAUGCUCCGUAUGACCAGAAAACAUGCGUUGUCGCUAAGAAUUCAGAUGCCAAUGCUGGAGGUUGGAGUGACGUCAAUUGCUCGGACACAAAUGGAUUUAUCUGCAGAAUACGAAGAGGCGAACCACAUGUGUCACCUCCAUUGCUCGGAAGCUGCCCUGCUGGAUGGGAGAAGUUUGACAAGCACUGUUACCUUUUCCGAGACAGCGAUUUGCAGCCCUGGACAGCAGCAAGACUCAAAUGUUUAAAUCAGGGAGGAAACCUUGUGAGCAUUACAUCAAGGCAGGAACAAGACUUCAUCACUUACCACUAUCGACGGAAUUCCGCUGGAAAAAUCUGGAUUGGUUUAAAUGAUCGGUCGCUGGAGAGAGGAUUCGAAUGGAGUGAUGGUAGCCCUGUGGCUUAUCUUAACUGGUUACCCGGUGAGCCAAAUGAUAACACCGCUAUGGAGAAUUGUAUUGAAAUGUGGCCACCCAGUCGAGGAUGGAAUGAUCAGUCAUGUGCUGAUAGACGAGGCUACAUCUGCAAACAGCCUUUAGAGUGUUCUGCAGCUCUAGGCAUGAGAAGUGGUGCCAUCAGCGAAAGCCAGAUCACGGCUAGUUCCAUGUUGACCCCAUAUGGUCCAGCUAUGGCCCGGCUUAACUCUUUAGCUGCCUGGUGUGCCAAGAAUGGACAGUCUGGGCACUACAUCCAGGUUGAUCUGCUUACAGAAACCCGCCUGACCAAAAUUGCUCUUAAAGGCUUCACUCUGGAUGGACUACCCAGCUUUGUAAAGACGUUUACAUUACAAACAAGCGAUGAUGGUGUUAAUUAUAAGAUAUACCAGAGGAAUGGUAGAGAUGUGGAGUUUGCUGCAAACCGUGACGCCAAUUCUGUGGUCACAAUAUCUGUGAAACCAACAGUAGAUACACGCUUGAUAAGAAUAGUACCAAGCUCUUGGACUGGCUCUCUGUGUAUGCAGAUGGAACUUUAUGGCUGUCCGUUUGCUUGUCAAACCCCUCUUGGAAUGCAGUCUGGCUCCCUCCCAGAUCACUUUCUUUCAGCCUCAUCGACCAGAGACAGCUCUCACGAGGCUGCCAAUGCUCGCCCAUCUCGUGCUGUUGGGUGGUGUGCAAAUGUUUCGGAUAAAAAUCCUUGGUUUCAGAUUACUUUCCCAGGCUGGGAAAGGAAGAUUUCCAAAAUAACCACGUGGGGAGGAGGCAAGGGUUCUGGGUUUGUCAAGGUGUACAGUCUGUCGUCCACACGCACGGUCGACGUAGACCCUAUGGUUUGGUCAGACUACCAGGAAGGCGGGAAAACCAGGUAUUUCCGAGGGAACCAAGAUGCUGUCAAUCCAGUGUCACACCUCCUGGCAGAACCAAUCAUAGCCAAAGCCUUGCGCAUAAAUAUAGCGGAGCAGGGUUGGUCCUCGAUUGGGGCUUGUCUACGCCUUGAAGUCUUUGGAUGUGAGAAAGGAUGCAACUCUGCCCUCGGUCUAAGACAAGGGAUUGUCAAAGACUCGGCUUUAUCAGCGAGUUCAUCAUUAGACGAGGCUCACUUGGCCAGUAAGGGUCGUUUAAAUGGAAGCGCAGGAUGGUGUGCAUCUGAAAAUGAUAAACAGAGCUACUUUGUGGUUGACUUCGGAGUUUCGAUGGAGGUAAACACCAUAGCUAUACAAGGAGCUAAAGAUGGUAAGGGGUACAUCAAAAGCUACAAUGUGAGUACGAAAGACUAUGCUGACGGACCAUGGACUCAAUACAGACAGAACGAUAAAACUAAGGUCUUCUUGGCAAACGUGGAUUUCUCAUCAGUAAUGAAGAACUCGUUCCCUUCUGGUCUGCGGGGAAGGUAUUUCAGGAUAGAGCCGAAUACGUGGAGUGUUCGACCGUGUCUCCGGUUAGAACUGUAUGGCUGUAAGAGUGAUGUGCGACCAACUAUGUUUCCAUCAGUGAGCACAACACCACCAGCAGUUAUAACGUAUAAAGGCUCUGUAACUUUCUCUAACGAGACAUGGUCUGAUGACCUCAAGAACUCUGGAAGCAUAGCAUUCAAGACUCUCGCAAGAAAGAUAGAAAAAUCGUCGUGGUAGCAUCAUAGCUAUGUUUAAGAUGACUUUUCUCCGGAAUAUUGCGAACGAUCUUGGCGCUAAUGUGACGAACAAGCUUGUUGUGGCUGUGAACAGUGGAGAAUUAGCAGGGUUGGCCGUUAAGGAGUCAUCUUUAAUCAUCCAGAAAGAUGAUUCAAGUGUCAGCACCGGCAGUCAGCCUACAGCAGUAGCUCAAAAAACUACAGAUGCGUCAAAUCCAAUCUGGAAGAUAGUAAUAGCGACAACAGUUUCCCUUUUCCUGUUGAUAUGUUGUUGCGUGCUGGGUUUGUAUCUGGUCUGGAAGCGAAAGAAAGGAAAUCAUCCGCUUAACCAUCACCACUUUAAUAACCCGAUUUACUUCUCAAACUCUACGCAAGAAAUACAAACAAAUGGUCAUGCAGUGAAUUCAAAAGGGACUGCAACAACAGCAACGUAAGAGUAUCCACGGAAGGAGGCCGUUACAGAAGAUAGAUGGCGGGAAGUCAAAGUAAUUUUUUUUAAAAAAUGAAUGUUAUAAAAAAUAGAUAUUUGGCUUUCGUCGUCAAAUCGCGUUACCCGGUAUACACGGAAAAAUGGAGCAAUUAUCCCGCGGUUUUGCUUCAGCGUGACGACUGCAAAGAACAAAAGGCGUUAUAAUAGAGUAUUAUGCAAAUCAAAAACAAAACGGCAUUAGUUCCAAAAUCAAUAGUUUGAAAAUUUUCAAUAUACAGUUGUUUUUUUUUUGUUGAAAAAUACAUAUAAGAGGUUGUUUCACUUAUUUUUUGUGGGUUUCUGUCAGUGGUCCUUCGUGAUGGACAUCAAAGUGGCUGUGCAAGAAGCUUGAAUCUUGACAAUUUUUUCUAGUUGUCAUCCAUAUUUUUUUUACUUGGAUGCUGUAUAGUUAACAUUUUACGUAACGCCGGUUGUGACCCAGGCUUUCAUUCCUAUGCAGCCUCGUUCGAUAAAACUUAGACUUGCUCACGAGUCGCGCUUUUGAGCACGUAGCGCGAGCCGAGCCGAGCGAGCCAUACCACACCAGAACAGAAAACCAAGCGAACGACUUUGAGAAAGUCUAGUUAAAACGCAUCACAAAGUACGAAUUCUGAGGUUAGCUAUGAGAGAAUACUCCGUUUUAUUUGUUAAGACUGUGUUGUGAACUUACAACUCCAAGUUAACAGAACAAAAAAAUCAACUGCGAAGACUUAAUUCUUUAGUUGUGUGAUGGCUUGCUUCACUUUGGGAAGUCGGACAUGAUGUCUUGAAACGGUUUUUAACAAAUAGCCACCAACACCGAGGUGAAUAGUUAUUUUAGUACAUACUAAAACAGUGAGAUAAUAUAGCACUUAAAGAUGACUUGAACUCAGUUAUUCCUACAACGAUUACAAUAUUUUCACGCGCAAGUCAGACAUAAGUUGCUCGGAGGUAAAAAAGCAAAGGAUAUUCUGCAGCUCUGUGAAAUAAAUACUCUUUGGCUAGCUA
Messenger RNA from Stylophora pistillata, 9256 nucleotides. RefSeq lists its product as uncharacterized. NCBI's taxonomy places the organism in Eukaryota, Metazoa, Cnidaria, Anthozoa, Scleractinia, Pocilloporidae. The record is from RefSeq and is a predicted model, not a curated record. Gene Ontology annotation, molecular function: carbohydrate binding.